UUGGAAUCACAAGAUUAGGAAACACCACUGCAAUGGUAGUUAGUUGGUUCCCCAACUUUUGUACUUUUCUGUUUUCUCCAAAUUGUGGCCAUUAAAUUCAUUGAAAAUAACCUUUCAUUUGUUCUCAUUUGAUUUUAUAGCACUCUCACCAUAUAAGCAAUAAUCAUUCAAAAUAAUACAUUGCAGGCUAAAGACACAUUCACGCAGCUGUAUACUCUCAUUCACAAGAUUCAACUUCAAAAAGAAAGGUUUUCCCUAUCUUUCUUUAGAAUUGACACUCACAUAUCUCUCUCUCUCUCUCUCUCUCUCUCUCUCUCUCUCUCUCUCUCUCUCUCCAUUAUUUUUUCUCUCCUUUUUCUUAUUUCCAUCCUUUUUGAUUAAUAUAAAUAAUCAAAAAGUCUUUCUUUCUUUUAAUUUGAUGAAUUAAAAAGUCCUUUCAUAUGUUGAAAAAUUACACAUCUUUUUCAUACUCUCACUCAUACACAUAAUUCCUAUUCCCAUUCUUGUCCACUCCAAUUAUUCCACAAACAAGACAAGAGAAAAUUCACAGCCAUAAUUCCACAAAACAAUAACCUCAUCGAAAAAAGUCACAAGAGAAAAACAGAAAAAGGGUAUGUUGGAUUAAAAAGCUUCCAUUUUUGAAGCAAGAGACAAAUCCAAUUCACCAAAACUCACCGACCCAAUUGAAGAAUCAUUUCAAAGUUUGCAUCUUUUAGUAUUUUAACUAUAAAGAAGCUCAAAAAAUCAAAAGGGGGAAAUUAAAGAGAACUACGGAUCAGGGCAAAUUGGUAAUUUUAGAGGGAAAAUUCGGUGUACGUUCAUGAAAUCGUUGACGAGAUCCACCGCUCUAUUGGUGUUUCCGUUGCUGUUAAUCGUCGGCGCGUUGGUGUACGCGCGGUUCCUUGAAACACCUGAAAUUUCGUCAGCAGUAGCCCGUUCAUCUACCGAACAAAUCCUAACCACAAAAUCAUACAAAAUACCAAAAACACUCCAAAAUCAAACAGAGAUUCCAUUAGAUUGCAAUGGAUACAACCACACAGGAAAAUGUCCCAAUCACCAAAUCUCAUUAAACAAUCAAGACCAUCGAUCUAAUUCCACGUGUCCAGAUUACUUCCGUUGGAUCCACGAAGAUUUAAGACCAUGGUCCCACACAGGAAUAACACAAGAAACAAUAGAAAAAGCAAAACCAACAGCAAAUUUCAAAUUAGUUAUAUUAAAAGGAAAAGCUUAUUUAGAAACAUAUGAAAAAGCUUUUCAAACAAGAGAUACUUUUACUCUAUGGGGUAUCCUACAAAUGUUAAGGAAGUACCCUGGAAUGUUACCUGAUUUGGAGCUUAUGUUUGAUUGUGUUGAUUGGCCAGUUGUUUCGGCUGGCCAAUAUAAUCUUGAUGGUGGUGUUGAUCCUCCACCACUCUUUCGAUAUUGCGGUAAUGAUGCAACUUUGGAUAUUGUUUUCCCUGAUUGGUCUUUUUGGGGAUGGCCUGAAGUUAAUAUAAAGCCAUGGGGGAUAUUGUUGGGAGAGUUGAAUGAGGGAAACAAGAGGAUUGAAUGGAUGAAGAGAGAACCUUAUGCUUAUUGGAAAGGUAAUCCAACUGUUGCUGAAACAAGACAAGACCUUAUGAAAUGUAAUGUUUCUGAAAAACAAGAUUGGAAUGCUCGUUUAUAUGCUCAGGAUUGGGGACGAGAGUCGCAAGAAGGGUACAAGAAAUCAGAUUUGGCAGGCCAAUGCACUCAUAAAUAUAAGGUGUACAUUGAAGGUUCAGCUUGGUCAGUGAGUGAAAAAUACAUUCUAGCAUGUGAUUCUCCAACUUUACUUGUGAAACCUCAUUACUAUGAUUUCUUCACGAGAGGGUUAAUUCCAGUGCAUCAUUAUUGGCCCAUUAAGGAAGAUGACAAGUGUAAGUCCAUUAAGUUUGCUGUGGAUUGGGGCAAUAGUCAUAAGGCAAAGGCACACAAUAUUGGAAAAGCAGCAAGUAAUUUCAUUCAAGAAGAAUUGAAGAUGGAUUAUGUGUAUGACUAUAUGUUUCAUCUCCUAAAUUCCUAUGGUAAACUCUUUAGAUACCAACCCUCUAUAAGUGAUAAAGCUGUUGAACUAUGUGUUGAAUCAAUGGUUUGUAAAGCAGAAGGAAGAGAAAAGAAAUUUAUGAUGGAAUCAUUGGUAAAGGCUCCUUCAAACACCAAUCCAUGCACCAUGCCUCCUCCUUUUGAUCCUCCUUCUUUACACGCACACAUAAAAAGAAAGCAAGGUUCAAUUCAACGAGUCGAAUUUUGGGAGAAAAGUUAUUGGGAGAAACAAAACUUGAAAUCGUAAUGUAAAUUAUUACCAACAGAGAUCUGACACAAGUGGUUAAUGCGCAUAGUGUGUGAAUGUUGUAAACCAUAGGAUAAAUAUUCAAUUUCUUGUCAUGAAAAAAAUAAAUGCAACAAUUAGAGAUUAAUGUUUUCCCCUAAACAUAUAGAGUUCUUUUGGGUAGA
Trifolium pratense (red clover) is the source of this 2475-nucleotide messenger RNA. RefSeq names its product O-glucosyltransferase rumi homolog. Lineage: Eukaryota; Viridiplantae; Streptophyta; Magnoliopsida; Fabales; Fabaceae. The coding region runs from base 821 to 2311 and encodes 496 amino acids. The record is from RefSeq and is a predicted model, not a curated record. The transcript has 8 exons.